This is a messenger RNA of Kwoniella shivajii, 1191 nucleotides long. RefSeq lists its product as uncharacterized. The record is from RefSeq and is a predicted model, not a curated record. NCBI's taxonomy places the organism in Eukaryota, Fungi, Basidiomycota, Tremellomycetes, Tremellales, Cryptococcaceae. Gene Ontology annotation, molecular function: metalloexopeptidase activity. The transcript has 10 exons. The coding region runs from base 1 to 1191 and encodes 396 amino acids. Gene Ontology annotation, biological process: proteolysis.
AUGCUGCUCAAAUCUGCUCUCUUUGCAUUACCAUUACUGGCAUCAGCCAUCCCUACUCAACCUGAACAGUUGACGUUCAGCAGUUCCGAAAUCGGAUCAAUCGAAUCUACGGACGUGACCGGAUUCUCAUUGGACUUGAAUGAAUUGAGAUUGGUACAAUUCUCAGAUGAUGAGCCUCCUGUUUGGAUAUCUGAAUUAGAGAAGAUCGAAGCUAGAAGUAAAGGAAGGAACUUUAUGGAUAUUACCGAAACUCCGACUUUAGGAUUCUCAAGCUAUCUCUUACCAUCAACCGCCAAUGCCAAAUAUACCUACCCUUCACCUGGAAACUACUCCAAACCAAUCAAGAGUAUAAUCAAGUCUCUUGACAUCAAACAUAUGAAGUCGUUCCUCAAAGAAUUCACCUCUUUCAGGACGAGGUACUACAGGUCUGAGACUGGAAAACAGAGUCAACAAUUCUUACUUUCCAAAUUGAAAGAGAUCUCGUCCUCCCACUCUGGAGUAACAAUAAAAGAAUUCCCUCAUUCAUGGGGACAGAACUCUAUCAUCGCUCGGUUUGCUCCUGUCGAUGACAUCAAAGGCGAAGCACCAGUAGUUAUCGUUGGAGCUCAUCAAGAUUCAGCUAAUCAAUGGCCUUUCUUACCUGCUCCGGGAGCAGACGAUGAUGGAUCGGGAACAACUUCAUCGCUCGAAGCGUUCCGAUCAUUAGUCCACGCAAACUAUACACCUUCACAUCCUGUUGAAUUCCACUACUACUCAGCUGAAGAAGGUGGUUUACUCGGUUCUCAAGCUGUUGCCAAAGCUUAUGAAGAUAAAAGCAUCAAAGUUUUAGCCAUGAUUCAAAUGGACAUGACAGCUUGGGUCAAACAAGGCACAAAAGAAAGCGUUGGUGUAAUUCAAGAUUACGUCGAUCCAGAAUUAACCAGAUUCGUCGGUGGUUUGGUUGAUGAAUAUUUGGCUAUCCCUGCAGUGGAAACCAAAUGUGGUUAUGCCUGCUCAGAUCAUGCCUCUUUCGCUAAAGCAGGAUACCAGUCUGCCUUUGCUAUCGAAAGUACCUUUGAAGAUUCAAACCAUAACAUACACACUUCAGGUGAUACCAUCAACCACCCAGAAUUCUCUUUCACACACAUGAGGGAAUUCUCUAAACUAGCCGUCGCUUUUGCAAUUGAAUUGGCCGGUAUCAAUGAGGCCUAG